Messenger RNA from Striga asiatica, 465 nucleotides. Lineage: Eukaryota; Viridiplantae; Streptophyta; Magnoliopsida; Lamiales; Orobanchaceae. The record is from the annotation of a GenBank genome assembly.
AUGAUCCUGGUGAUUAACCAGCCAACCAAACCAACACCAGUUAAUAGUAAGUUGGAACUAUCAACAGUUCCACAAGCCUCUCAGGAUCCUAUAACUGCAAUCCAACCAUACUCUCGAGAUCUACUCAUGACAAAUCAAAUCAAACCUCAACUCAAAACCUGGAAAAGAGCUGCAAAUGGACUUUCACGUGGGCCCGGGGCUUCUGAGGUCUCUUUGAGAAAAAACGGGAUUCUUGAUGGGUCGAGUGGCGGUGGAGUAUCCGAGAUGGAAUUUGCGGAUCUGUUCAAGAUGACUGUCGAACCCAUGUGGUUGAAAAAAGCAGGAAUGCCGAGAAUGAGGUCGGCGCUUUCCCCUUCUCCUGUCUUGUGGUGGGUCUGGACGGAUAGGUCCUUCGGCGGGGGCGGCCCUUGGUCCCGGCAGGGGUGCUUGAUACGUUUGCGCCAGUCCAAGCACAACAAGAAACAU